AUGCUUAUUUGGAGGGUCUGUCAUGAGUCAUUGGCUACAAAACUCAAUCUUUUUAAGAAAAGAAUAGUGGACUCUCUUCUAUGUCCUGUUUGUCAACAAGAGCCAGAGUCUGUGAUGCAUGCUUUGUGGUCGUGUAAUUCAGUUCAAGAUGUAUGGGGAGUGAGUCUCAGGAAAUUGCAGAAAGGAGUAGUAAUGGAAAACAAUUUUAAGGAGCUGUGGACCCUCUUAAUUGCAGAUCUAGAAAGUGAGGAGCUUGUAGAGUUUGCUGCAACAGUUUAUCAGAUUUGGAAGAGGCGAAAUAGCUUAGUUUUUGAAAAUAGGUUUUGGGAUCCAGGUAAGGUAGUUGAGGCAGCCAGGUCUACUGUGUCAGAAUUCAAGGAAGCUAAUGCAACCACUGAAGGUGUUCAGGUAGAAAUUAGACACAGUAUACCUUUAUGGAGUCCUUCACCAAUAAAUACCUUCAAAGCCAACUGGGAUGCAGCUGUUGAUAGAAGAAAAAGCAAGAUAGGUGCAGGUGUUGUGAUCAGGGAUUGGGAGGGUAGAACAGUGGCUUCACUGAGUUCACCAAAAAUUUUUUUUCCUGAUGCUCAUCUAGCAGAAUCUUAUGGAGUACUGAAGGCAGUUAUUCUGUGUCAACAACUGGGUAUUAAAUAG
Molecule: messenger RNA, 654 nt
Organism: Carya illinoinensis
Lineage: Eukaryota; Viridiplantae; Streptophyta; Magnoliopsida; Fagales; Juglandaceae
Exons: 1
Coding region: 1-654 (217 amino acids)
Source: RefSeq, a predicted model, not a curated record